This is a messenger RNA of Acanthaster planci (crown-of-thorns starfish), 4803 nucleotides long. RefSeq names its product membrane protein BRI3-like. Lineage: Eukaryota; Metazoa; Echinodermata; Asteroidea; Valvatida; Acanthasteridae. The record is from RefSeq and is a predicted model, not a curated record.
UGUACAAGCAGGAAAUACUCUCGGCAAUAUUUGGCGAGGUUUUGAUCCGACCCACAACAUUCACAAUAGAAAGCCCGUCAUUCAGAAUCUUUUGAAAGGAACUUUUACAAUACUCUGUUGAAAUGGACAUGAGGCAAACCGUCGGGAAAACGAUUUUGAAAAACGGGUCAAAGAGGGGCGACAUUUGCUGUGGUAUUCACAGACCAUCCCUGCUGGGGCCAGACGACGUUUUCCCAGGAGGGUGCUUACACUGUAGACGGCAUCCGUCAUGGGAAAGGUUUUGGAAGUGUUGGUCUUCCUGGUGCUGUUAGCAGGAGUUGCAAAAUCGGAAGAAACGAUGCGUUCAGCAUUAACACAACCGAUUCCGCCUAGCUUCAUAGUCAUUGUGUCACUCGAAGCCAUUGUUACCUGCGUCAUCGUCGUUGUCAUCAUUUUCUUGUGCUGCACUUGUCCAAGCAAACGUCCCGCUCACGAUGACGAGGAUGAGCAAGUCGGCGGGUGUCAGAGGAAAUACGGAAGCCUUUCGGUUGUGAAUGGGAGUAGGCCAAAGGCGGAUUUUCCAGUCGUCUCGCGGCUCCAGCUGGAUUGGGCGGAUGGUAUCACGACUGUGACCUCCCCGAAGCGCGGCCCGCUGUAUGAGACCAAGAUCCGAAAUAUGGACACGCACCCUCAUUCAGGUUUCCAAGGGUCACCCGAGGCACAUCAGAGCGUGCAGGCAUCCCAUUCCACGGGCUCUCCGCCCCGUGGAAUUAGCCCUCACGUCGUGCCUUGGAGGCCGACCAGCGCAGAAAGCCUUGCUGUUGUGCAACCGCUGUUCGAAGUCCUGGCUCUUACAGCGGCACGAGACAUGACAAGGCCUUCUACACAGCCGACGAGGAGCUGCCGUGGGGGAGAAGAGCAUGCAUAGGUACGUGGUUCCACCGGCGGAGCGCUGGAGCAGUCAAUCACAAAUAAUCCGAGACAUGGAACUACCCUUGGCUAAGGAUGGGCUUAAACUCAAGGAGGAGGCACCGGAGGAAGGGGAGUGACUGUAGGUAACAAAUUAACAAAAUCCGAAGAGGACCAACUGCCCCCAAUCGGCAGGAAAUGAGGAACAAGCUGAGCCAUUAUUGCUGCAUUGAGAGGUAAAACUGGACCUAAAAGUUUUUGUGGAGGAGGUGUUUUGAUGUUUACAUCCCGAAACCCCGUGGGUGCCGCAGACUGGUUUCGGCUUCCUCAAUUGGAAUGUAGAUCCCAAUCAUGGGAUGGACUGUAACUAGCCAAAACAAGAAUAGAAACAUAAUAAGCAAUGUGGAUUGUGUAUCUUGAAAUUUGUCGAAAUUUUUAAGAGUUUUAUGUUAACCACGUGAAUGUUUCUAAUCAUAUCUAAUCAUAAUUAUUUCGGCUCGCUUAGUACAUGCGAGAGCAACGUGUGUCUCAACCCCCACCUAUUGGGUCCACAACCCAUCACCUGAAUGACGGAGUAUGAAACCUAUCGCGUACAAGCACUUACUUACGAUGCAAUCAGAGCUUAUUAUCCUAGAAAUUUUGCUGGUCUGAAACACGGUUGUGGGAGACUUUAGGUACCAUUAUUCCGUUGACACCUCUCUGUCAUAGCUUGAAAGCAUAAGAAUAGAGGCACUAUUAUAUACCAAGUAUAUAGCAAGUUGGACUAUUCACCUCUGUAAAAGCUAAUUUGUAGAGUUUCCAAAUUAGAACAUUGCAAGGAGAGAAGCUAGCCCGCUGUGGGAUACUCUGGGGCCCUCUAUUUUUCGAAGCCAUGCACAUAUAGGUGCCUUGCCUUAGUCACAGAACCGAGUCCUGACCCUUUAAAAUAUUUAGGUGUAUCCGAUUCGUAUUUACUUAGAAAGGAAAAACGUCAACACAAACGAAAGGGGGUUUCCCACGAGGACCCCCCACACGCAGUUUCGUCCUGGAGCAUCAGACGCGGAUGGGGGGGGGGAGCUCAGGGCCUCCCGCUGCUCAUUACAAUUUCUUUUUUUUGGGGGGGGGCUACGUCUAAAGGUUUGAAGAUUCCUAAAAAGUUAACCUAUGUAGGUCUUAUUUUCUGUGUGUGGUUGAGAACUAAACAAAAAAAUUAAAUGGCUUCACCAAUGGCGAUGACUGUAGUAACUCUCUCCCCUUGUACGAACAAAAAAAAAACAUCCCCCCAUGAACUCCUGGACCCACCCCUGCGCAUGUCCUUCCUAAUAGCAUAAAUGAGACUAUUUUAUUAUGAUGUCUGUUGGCUGAUUAUUAACUCGGAAAUUUUACUCAUAUCUUAAUCUUAAGUCGUCAUUACGUAACAUGUUUGGAAUGGGUAGAAUAUCAAAGCUCAAAGUCCGACGUUGACGCCAUAACGCCCCAAUGUCACAAUACCAGUCACCAUUAAAGAGAGCUUUGAUAUAAAGGAGGAAUGUUUUGUUGUCUUGAUUUUUGGACAACGUCAAUCCACAUUAUUUGAUUCGUAACUUGUCCAUGGAUCCACAAACUCCUAAAGAGGUAACGGCACCAGGUGACUCGGAGCCGCCCCCGUACAAUCCCUCAUGGACUUACCCGCCCGUCGGAGAGAGCGCGCCCGCUCCGUACCCACCACCCGCUGGCUACCCUCCACCGCAGAAUGCAGCCUACCCACCGCCAGCACAAGGCAAUGCCUACCCGCCUCCGACGAACUACUCAGCCUACCCACCCGGACAAAUGCCGCAACCGGCUCAGGUGACCGUGACAACUACCACCGUGCCUCAGUCCACCGCCACCCACCAGAUAGUCAUGGUCAACACUUGCCCCAACUGCCGGUCCGGGGUGCUGCAGGAGCGCUUCCCGCCGUGUGCGGUGCUGCUCGCUAUUUUCUUCUUCCCGCUGGGCGUGUUCUGCUGCCUGGCAAUGCGUGAGAGGGUGUGCACCAACUGUAACGCAACCUUCAGCUGAAAGAUAGGCGGUCAAGGUCAAGUAGGAGCCUGUGUAGUGCUACGGCAAAUCUCGAUUCAAGACUUAAUAGUGGUGAUUGAUAUUAAAUCUUGCACUGGCAGGGUAUCCAAUAUUACAGCGAAAUUGAAAAGUAUAACAGUAAAAGUCCAGCAUGGGUACAUGACUUCUUAGUUGGGGCAUCCCUUUAUAACUCAAUGGGGGGGGGUGGUGGCAAGAAGAGGUCUAUGGCCAACAUUGUGGUCACGUGAAUCACAAUUAGACACCGACGAAGAUUAUGUAUAAGCCCCAAGCUCGACUAAGAGAGGGCGCAAUUUCCUGGCAACGGAGGCUCCUUUGGGGAGAACUUCACUUCGCUGGUUAGAACGACUUCGAAGUGCGUUCGUUUGCGGUCACGUAGCGACCAACAAAACGAGCGCUCCCCACCAACUUGGCUCUUUUCAACCGAUGGGGGGGUGCUUCUGCUCGAGGCAGAGACAGGUUUUUCGCUUGAUUGGAAACAGGGAUAGAGAGAUGAGUGUGUGAUUUCCCGUGCUACCCCCUGAGCACCGCCAUCCCCUCCUAUUCUCCAAACCCACACGUACACCCCAACACCACCUACAACUCAACCCAACCCCAACUAUGCAUGCAAACACUGAAUUGUUAUACAGGUUUCUUUAUUUCUUGCUUCGGGUCACUUACGACUUUGAGAACUCCCCCAUCAAACCUAAAAAUCUUCCCUUUUCAGAUUUUUUCCUCCACACAGAAAGCCCCUCUUUGUCAAUUCUUAAACCGAGCUUGUCUAUUUUCCAGAAUAAAAAAAAGAAACUUUAGAUUUCAAAUCGAACACUUUGUAAAAGAUGAAUCAAGAGUCCCAAAUAUCACAAUUGUGACUGGAGGACAAUCACUGAAAGACGUCGGGGAACAAUUUGGCUAUUGUAACUUAAUUUUAUUGCUAAAUUAUUUUAAAGUAUAAUUAAACACAAUGUAAUAUAUAUGUUUAAAAAGAGAAGUUCCUUAUCGGUAGCCCCUGAAGUGAUAGAAGCAUUUUUUUCGAGUAGAAAGAGGGCUGUGUGGUCAAAAUUUUGACAGUAAGCCUCCAAUAUCCACGUACAUUUAUACCUUAGUUUGAAUCGGCCGUUGCUGUCAAUAUUUUCUAUGGGACUACCGGAGUAUUCAAUGAUUUUAUGUCACACUUGGCUUAGCGCGGUAGCCUGAGGGUAUGUCUGAGAAAACAGGCGGUGACAAAUGCUGCGGGUUCCAUAGUUGUUAGUUCACAAAAGCUUGCAAUGGCAUCAUGGGAAACUAGUACCCGAAAAAGUACAGUUUUCCGUCGCACAUUUUUUUGUCAGUACAAACUGCAAAAUAUUAAUUUUAUCUACCCCAUUUCCGCUCCUCCUAAUUUUUCAACUAUUGCAUCUGGUGCUUUUAUUUCUUCCUAAAAUUAUUUUUACUUUAACAGAAUAGUAGGCUAACUGAACAAUCACAAUGUUUUAUAGUAGGCCUAAUUAAUUAAUAAGUUCUUACAAAAACUGUAUCCCUAGCUUUAUGUGUUAAUUUAGCUCUCGAAUUGCGUUCUACGAUAAACAUUUCAAAAGUAUUUACAAACCUAUUAAUUGUCUUGAUAUUUUUUGAAUCUUACUUUAGUACAUCGCUAUUUAGUGACAAGCAGAUUUCAAGAUCAAAACCAGAUGCUACAUUAAACAGUUUGGCAAUUUAAAACAGUGCUUUGUUACCUUUCGUUGAUAUCAGACAAAUCAUUCCAAAAUAAUAUGUACAUCGUGCGCCUGGAAAUCCGAAGUAUAGAUUCGCUGCUGCAUCUUUAUGAUAUAGACCUAUGUUACGUUAAUAGGAGACGUGCAGUAACCUUUUAAUCUAGAGGGAUUACAUGAACACGUAUCAUAGUGGAAAUUCGGUUUA